Messenger RNA from Drosophila biarmipes, 2806 nucleotides. RefSeq names its product protein stoned-A. The transcript has 3 exons. Bases 254 to 2806 code for a protein of 850 amino acids. The record is from RefSeq and is a predicted model, not a curated record. Lineage: Eukaryota; Metazoa; Arthropoda; Insecta; Diptera; Drosophilidae.
UGAGCUUUGGCUAACUCCAUUGCUGUGGCUGCGUUUCGCAUGAAGAGUUGGGUGGUGAAAAGCUUUAACCUUUCGGCAAGUUCGCUAGUAGGUACACAAUGGGCGCUCUAUAUAUACGCAAAUAAAUGUGUACCAACUUUUCCACAAUCGGGGUCUUGCCAGAUUUUCCUUUGGGCCUCAGCGACAACAACUGGAAGAGCCGAAAAUCGUUGGAAAAGGCGGCGACCGAUCUCGAUGUCUCCGCAAUUAGAUAAUGCUUAAGCUACCAAAGGGCCUAAAAAAGAAAAAGAAGAAGUCGAAAAAGGACCUAGAGCUCUUCACCGAGGAGGAGCUCGAGCAGUACAAGCGCGACCUAAAGGCCAAACAGGAGGCGGCGGCCACCAAAUCGGACGCCGGCGAAUCCGACGGAGCGGCAUCAGACGUUGAAGCCCACCACGAGCCAGUUGCCUCCAAUUCAGGACUGGGAUCGGGAUCUGCAUCGGGCCUCCAGGCACCGGCACUAUCGUCGAGCAACUCACACCAACAGCCGGGAGAUCAAACUCAGGGAGCUGCCGGCGGCGACGAGGAGUGGGCCAAGUUUAAGGCACUCACCUCCGGCGUCGAUAGUAUCCUUCAUAAGACCCAGGACGAGCUCGACCGUAUCAAGAAGGAGUCCUUCUACCAGCGCCUGCCCUCUGCCGCCGAAAAAAAGAAGCAAGAGGAAGAGGAGGCCGCGCGCCUUGAGGCCGAGCGACAGGAGCAGGAACGGCUGCGUCUGAGGCAGAUCGAAGCUCAGCGGGACAAGCUAGCCGAGGCGGUUGUCCAGCUAUCGGAAUCGGAGGAGGAGGCCGGCGACUAUGAGGCCGAUGACAUCUUUGCUACCGACUACAUCGAGGCCAUCACCAGCGGUGAGCUCCAACUAGCUGUUGUCCCGGAUUCCCCAGUCCUCGCCGACGACGGGCCGGAUCCCUUUGACACUGCCUACGCGGAGAAGGUCAUUGUUGGCGCUGAUCGCGCAAAGGGCAACAAGAAGCUAGUAAGCCUUGGGGCGGCCGUUGAGGUGCUCUCCGGUCGCGUAGACCGCGAGCACGCCGUUGCCUUAGCAAACCCAAAGCGUAAGUUAAGGAAGGGAAUCCAGAACCUCCUGCUCAGCGAGAGCGUUGAGCUAGCUGAUCCGGAAGCGGAUCUUCUUGCCGCCGCCGCGAACGCCGAGCCGCAGCAUAAUCUUCUUGACGAUCUCGACGAGGAAUUGCCCGAGUCCUCGGCCCCCAUUGAUCUCAGUGUCUCGCUGCAUUUGCACCUAAUUCAAAACAAGCCUGCCGAGAACGAGGAGGAGCAGGAUCAGGAAGAUCAGCUGCUCAACCCGGACCUUUCCGAGUUCGAUGCCCUUAAAGACGAUGAUGACGACGAGUUUGCCGAACUAGCAGCCGAGUCGCUGGCCAAAAAGGAAGAGGUUACUAUAGUCACCCAGGUUAUUUUGCCCGGCGCGGAGCUGCCAACAGAAGCCUUUGGAGAAGGGAGCUGGGCUGAGUUUGAAGCGGUACCGGAACCAGAUACAGGAAAGCCAAAGCGUCCGCCACCCCCAGUUCGACCGCCGACAGGACCCCACAUCGUACCCGGUGCCAUUUUUGUUUCGGACGACGAAGAGGAGAAUCCGGACGACGAUCCAUUUAACACAAACUUCGCGGAACAGGUGAUCAAGAAGACCACCGUACUCGAGGAAGACGCCGACUUCGAUCCGCGUGCCGAGGAACCAGCCACUGGGCCAUCCUCCCUAGCGGCUCCAACCCACGAUCUUCUCGCUGGAAGUGCUACCGAUCUCAGUCAGGUGGUUCCCGCGCCCUUGGCUCCCACUUUAAGUGUCGACCAGGAUCCGGAGGACUUUGAUCCCUUCGACACCUCGGCCAUAUCUGCAUUAGUGCAGCCCAAGGCCACUGAGUUGCGGUUUCUGGAGCGCGAGCUUCUCAACGAGUCCAGUGGAGUGGGAGGCACUCUUAAGCACUCUUUGAGCGACCCAGACUUUGAUCCACGAGCGGAUCAGGAAACACCAGCGAAGCCGCAGGCGAAAGUAGAGCACAUACAGGCGGAUUUCGACACAGCCCGCCGAAAGUCCUCCUUGAGUCUGAACAUCCAGGCCAAAAGUGUGGGCUUUCUGGUGCCAGCACCGGAUCUCCUUGGAGUGGGUAAUGAGUUGGGGGCCAAUAAGAAGCCACUAACGCCGUAUUACGCACCAACUGGCAAUCCUCUACAAGAGCGAGAGCGUGAAGCCGAAGACGUUGAUCCCUUCGACACAUCUUACGUGCCUGAAGCGAGGCUAAGCGACAUAGAGUUAAAACAUAUAGAAAAGGAUCUGAUCUCAGAACCCUCCAAUCUGCGGCACAGCCUCUCUGACCCUGAUUUCGAUCCCCGGGCUCCACCCACCCCGGUUUCCGCUGAAGUAUUGCUGGCCGUCGAGGAGAAUAUCAACAUCAAGGUCUUGACACCCGCCCAGGAGCGAAAAAAGUUAACUAAUUCCGUCGGAUUUGGGGAUUCGAAAGAAGACAUCGAUCCCUUUGACACCUCCAUUGCGGCUAAUCUCCGACCAGGUCAAACGGAGUUGAAGCUCUUGGAAAGCGAACUUUUGCCUGCGACAGCGACUUUGGUGACCGACGUUCUAGACGUUCAGAGUGACGCGCAGGAGUUGGGUUUUGGCGACAAGGUUCUCACGCCUUCGACGCACUCGAGACCGGCCCAGAAUCUUGAUCCGUUUGACACUUCCAUUGCGGAGAAUCUUGUGCCCGGCGAGACGGAGAUCAAACUGCUCGAAAGUGAACUGAUUGAGCGCUAG